AUGAAUCCGUAUAAAGAUGUAGAGGAAAAUUCUUUUACUUUAUCACCUCAUCUAGCUUACGAGGACAUAGCUACGAAACUGCUGAAAGAUCAUUAUUUCUUAACAGCGUUGGAACUGCAUACAGAACUUGUAGAAAGUGGUAAAGAACUACCUCAAUUACGAGAAUUCUUUUCGAAUCCCGGAAAUUUUGAACAACAUGUUUCUAGGGCAUCAGAAUUUUCUUCAAUGCAUCGCACUCCGAGUCAAGCUACUCUUGACUCCCUGGAUACAGCACGGUACUCGGAAGAUGGUGGGGGGGACCGUGGUGGUAGUGGUGGUGAUGUAGCUGUACUGGAGUUUGAGCUGCGAAAAGCCAGAGAAACAAUUCAUGCGCUGAGAGCAAACUUGACUCAAUUUGCAGAUGGUGAGUCUACUUUAGAUAAAACCACAAAAGAUGUAUCUGAUCAGCGUUCUUUAAAGCCACAUGAAAAAAGAGCUCUCAACUUCCUUAUAAAUGAAUACUUAUUACUUCAAGACUACAAACUAACUUCCAUAACAUUCUCUGAUGAAAAUCCAAACCAGGAGUUUGAAGAUUGGGAUGAUGUGGGCUUAAACAUGCCAAGACCGUCAGGACUUGUGUCUUUAUUUAGAGGAAAUACAUCUUCAUUGGGCGUUCUCAAGAUUGAUGCGUCUACUGAAAUGGAUUGGUCAUAUGCAGAUAUGGAAUGUCAGACAGAUGUUGAAGAGGGCAAUGUUUGUGUCAGUUGCCAGACGUCGUUAGAACACGAGACUGAUUGGAGUCAUGAGUUGCUAAUCCAAGCUGAAGAAAUCGAAUUAUUGAAACAAAAAGUAAUAGCUUUAGAGACUGAAAAAUUGAACUUCCAGAAACUUUAUGAUGCUGCUAUUGUCAGUUUAAAUUCUCUCACAAGUCCAACUUCUGAAAGCAAAGGUCUUGAUCUUCAUAUACCAGAGGAGAAGUUGUUAUCGGUACAAACAAGAGUGGAACACAGUAUAGACACAAAUCCUAUAACUUGUACAGCUACAGAAAAUCAUUAUGGAAGUGGCAAUUCAACACACAGUGCAACUCCAGAACAAUUUGAGAUGAUCGACAGUGAAAAAAAUAGUGCAAUAACGAGAAAAGGUUCAAAUAUAAGUUCGUUCGACACCGGUGCAUUAGAACAGAGCGUGCGAGAUUCCCCCUUACGUCGGGGCAGUGUGACAACAUUAGACGAGACUCUUAGUAUUAACGACGGCGGCGAGUGGACUCGCGUGCACUAUGAAUAUAAUACAAUAGAUACUAAUAGUAAAGAAAUGUGGAUUGAUAGUGCCAUACCGAAUAAUCUCAAAGUAUCGGUUCUGAACUGGUGUUAUGAAACACUGAACUUGAACGAACCACUAUCGAACGAUCUUCUCGCUGAACUGAUAAGUAGCGAUAAACCCAUCACUUUAACUGGAUUGUUAACACUGGUUGCGGAUACUUUGCCUAGGAUCCUGCCGCACACGCUGGUGGCGCGGCGCUGCGAGGCGGCGGCGCUGCUGGCGGCGGCGGCCGCGCUCCUGGCGCCGGGCGACUCGCGCCGCGCGAGGGCUCUGCACGCGCUGCUCACGCUCGUCAAGAAGCCUGACCGGGCCGACACGAGGGCUAUCUGUGAAGCGACUUGCUUAAUAGUGAAAUGGGGUGGCAGCGGUGAAGUGUUAUCGUCGAUAGCAGAAUUAUUAGCGUCGCGCUCGACCGAACGACGAGUGUUAGCCAGCCAAGUGUGCGUGGCCAUCGCUCCCUACGUACCUAUAGAAUUAUGCACGUCGUUACUUCUCAGCCUUGUAGUUCUCAUGUGUGAAUCGAACGAACUGGAAAUAAGAUCUCUGGGGUUAAAGUCGGCUUGUUUAAUAUGUCCGGUCGCCGAACAUAAGUAUGGACAGCUGGAAAGUCUCAUGUUCAACUUCCUCAGAGAUCCAGUUGAGAAGUGUGUUAAGGAUACUGUUAAUAUAUUCGUGCCGGUGCUAGCGAGAAAUGCCUUGAUUGCCGGCAAAUUCUCAACUGAUUUAUGCAGUAAAAUUAUGAAUAAUUUGAACAAAGCCACCGGUGAUAAUGAAUGGAAAACAGUGCUGUUAUAUUUAGAAGUGUUUCGAGUAUUAGUGUUAGCAAAACUGGCCUAUGUGAUUAAUGUACAAAUGGUUAGGGAUACUACCCUCAGCAACUGUGAUAUGCAACCGGUUAAUUUACAAGAAGUGCCGUUAGAAGAACAAGAGUAUUUCAUAGAUCUACAGUGCUAUGUCACGGAUAAUUACGAGGCGAAGAGUUUGUUGGUAGCUAUGAAUAAUUUAAUUAAAGAGAAACCUGAAGUCAGAUGGUCGGAGUUAGCCUGGUUUAUAAGCACAUUGAAACAAACAUUAGAAGUCGUCACAAAUAACAAAGUGUUGAACCACCCAGCGAUAUACGAACUUCUAAUUUCUCUAUUCGACAGUUAUGUCAAUAAUUUCGGUGUACAUUUCACGUCGUAUAUACUGAAGCCAAUAUUUACGGAUACAAUUGCGGAAUUGGAACACAAAAUGGAGAAGCUGCACACAGUGAAUGUAGAUAGCACUGUAGUGGUCGGUGUUUAUUUGGUCACUAUUUUACCAGUUCUUGAUGACAGCGCACAACAGGCAGAAUUUUUACAAAAAUGGAUAAUGUACAGCAGCCUUCGAGGAUUACCAGUGAAAAUUUUCUCAGUGCCUUUGAAGUGGGUGGCGGAGCAUAAACACGAAAAUGUCGAUUUUUACCUGCAACAUCUUAGAGAAUUUGCAGCAAGUAGUUGUGAAAGUUCAAGCGGCAGUACGAUACGGGUGUACAUCGCGAACCUCAUCACCGAACUACUCAAUGUAGCGGAAUUAAACGAGAAGUGUAUCGAGAGACAAAUGUUGCCUGCCGUCAUGGCGCUGCUGCAUGAUGAAGAUGCAUCUGUUCGUGAAGUGGCAAUAACAUCAUGGGGUAGUGUAACUCGCACCUGUCUUAUCCGCGGUUUGGACUGCGAGGCUCAGUGCUGGCCCCCCGUUGACGACCUUUUGAAUGGCUCUGCACCGAUCUCGGCUAAAGAAGCUGCUAGAACUGCGGAGGCGCUUGCGUUACUGGUGCUGCCAACGGUGGACAAUCAUGCAGUUUCUGAAAAAGCGGUUUCCCUGCUGUGCGCGCUGUGCCAGCGCGUGUCGCUGUCCCCCGAGGCGCUGGCGGCGCUCACGCCCGGCCUGCAGCUGGCCGCGCACCACUGCCGCCGCCACCCCGCGCUGCUGCCCGCGCUCAGGAAACUCGAAGAAGGCGUGCAGCACCCGGCUUUAAGUCAGUAUAAGGCGGCGAUAGAAGCCCUCAUUCACAACGUCGCAGGUACGGUACUCAGUUAUGAUGUCAUCCGAGAACCGACCCCGCGCCAAGCUACCAAUCUCCAAGCCGCCCAGGAAGUCGGUAGGAGAGUCACGCAGAUGUUCCAACAGUCCAAGUCGAAUAUGAAUCUACAAAACAUAUUUAAGAAGAAAACUUUUGAGCGUUCAUAA
Molecule: messenger RNA, 3507 nt
Organism: Arctia plantaginis
Lineage: Eukaryota; Metazoa; Arthropoda; Insecta; Lepidoptera; Erebidae
Source: the annotation of a GenBank genome assembly